Molecule: messenger RNA, 1698 nt
Organism: Vigna unguiculata (cowpea)
Lineage: Eukaryota; Viridiplantae; Streptophyta; Magnoliopsida; Fabales; Fabaceae
Gene: STP7
Product: sugar transporter protein 7
Biological process (GO): monosaccharide transmembrane transport
Cellular component (GO): membrane
Molecular function (GO): monosaccharide transmembrane transporter activity
Source: RefSeq, a predicted model, not a curated record
UAACAGAAUGGUUUUCUACUUGGUUGAACAAAUGGGUUGGUAGGACUUGUAUAAAUUCUUAGCUGUACGAGAAUGACAAAGGAAUCAGUCCUUUGAGGUUGUUGUGGUUUGAGAAAGGAGAAUUGAGGAGAUGGCAGGUGGGUCUUUCACAACUGGUGCUGUGACCAAGGAGAGAGCAGAACAGUAUAAGGGAAGAGUCACCCCUUAUGUCAUCGUCGCUUGCAUUGUUGCUGCCACUGGGGGUUCUCUCUUUGGCUAUGAUAUUGGGAUUUCAGGUGGUGUUACAUCCAUGGAUGACUUCCUUAAAGAGUUCUUCCCUGCAGUGUACAGACAGAAAUUGCAUGCACAUGAAAAUAACUACUGCAAGUACGACAAUCAGGGUCUUGCUGCAUUUACCUCUUCUCUGUACAUUGCUGGUUUAAUUGCAUCCUUGAUGGCAUCUCCUGUGACAAGAAAGUAUGGUCGUCGAGCAAGUAUCAUAGGUGGUGGUAUCAGUUUUCUGAUUGGAUCAGCCCUCAAUGCUUCAGCUGUGAACCUCAUAAUGCUGAUAUUAGGCCGGGUCAUGCUUGGUUUUGGCAUUGGAUUUGGAAAUCAGGCUAUUCCGCUUUAUUUGUCAGAGAUGGCACCAACACACCUUCGAGGUGGUCUGAACAUGUUGUUUCAAGUUGCAACCACUCUGGGGAUUUUCACAGCUAACAUGGUGAAUUAUGGAACACAAAAGAUCAAGCCUUGGGGUUGGAGGCUGUCUCUGGGCUUGGCCGCAGUACCAGCUCUUUUGAUGACAGUGGGAGGGAUAUUUCUUUCCGACACUCCAAACAGCUUAAUCGAACGAGGAUUGAUGGAGAAAGGAAGGAAGCUGCUAGAAAGAAUCAGAGGAACCAACGAGGUUGAUGCUGAGUUCCAAGACAUGGUUGAUGCAAGCGAGUUGGCAAACUCAAUAAAGCAUCCAUUUCGUAACAUCCUUGAAAGAAGGUACAGACCAGAGUUGGUGAUGGCAAUAUUCAUGCCCACCUUUCAGAUUCUCACUGGCAUAAACUCCAUUCUCUUCUAUGCUCCGGUGUUGUUUCAAAGCAUGGGAUUUGGAGGAGAUGCUUCACUCAUCUCUUCAGCCUUGACCGGUGGAGUUCUUGCUGGUUCAACAUUCAUUUCCAUAGCAACAGUGGAUAAAUUGGGCAGGAGAGUUCUUCUUGUCAGUGGCGGAGCACAAAUGAUCACAUGCCAGGUUAUAGUGGCCAUUAUUUUAGGGGUGAAGUUUGGAGCAGACCAAGAACUGUCAAAAGGGUUUUCAAUUUUGGUGGUUGUGGUGAUUUGUCUGUUUGUUGUUGCUUUUGGGUGGUCAUGGGGUCCACUUGGGUGGACAGUGCCUAGUGAGAUAUUUCCAUUGGAAAUCAGGUCAGCAGGGCAAGGGAUCACAGUUGCAGUAAAUCUUCUGUUCACUUUCAUAAUUGCACAGGCCUUUCUUGCUCUUCUCUGCUCAUUCAAGUUUGGGAUCUUCCUCUUCUUUGCUGGGUGGAUUACCAUCAUGACCAUUUUUGUUUAUCUGUUCCUACCUGAAACCAAGGGGAUUCCCAUUGAAGAGAUGUCUUUUAUGUGGAGGAAGCACUGGUUUUGGAAAAGGAUAUGCGUCGACUGAUUCAUGUUAAACGUUGAACAGGAUUCAUGUUAGAAUGUUUAUCAAUAAAAAUUAUGAUUUACUAA